CCGGCCGGGUUAUUUCUCACGGGGGCUCGUAAAUAUGCCGCUCGCGAGCCGGAAGCGCUUCUAGCGCUUGCCCUGGAAGAAGAAAAUGAGAGUUGCGUGGGGCCGGUCCUGGAGGCGGACGAAGCAAUAGUAGCGGCCGGAGGCGGGGCCUGAGUAUCCUCGCGCGGCUAGAGCGAAGUCUGGCUUUCGUUGCUGGCGGUGGAAAGGAGAAAGAAGAAGAAGAAGAAAAGGCGGCGGAGAACGCGAGGAAGAUUCUGGGGGCCCACCGGGCCUAGGUCGGGAGGGUCGAAGACCUGGGGGGGCCGCAGUGGGGGGCCGGGGAGCGAGAGAAAAAAGAUGCUGCUCUUCGUGGAGGGUAUGGUACUAAAGCCACUCCUUGAUGCUAGAGAGACUCCAGAAGGCUAGACUCUGGAAAUCCAACUUCCUUAUUCUCUGGCCUGUGCUUCUCUGUGGCAAGAUGCAGGUAACGUCGAAAGGUGCCAGCUUGAACCCUAAUGCAAAAGUAUGGCAGGAAGGCAUGCAGGGCAACGCAGAAGCUGCACCAGCAACUAAUGGCUCAGAGCAUUCGUGGCAAGAGACUGCAGCUGUGCUGGGAAAUUGUACAGAGGGUAAUGCUGUGGUUGCAGAUGAUGGUGCUAAGCAUUAUGAAGCAAUGUAUUCAUCUUGUGAACUGUCGAGAAGCAGUUCAGGUGUUGAGGAAUCAGCAGCUAAUGGAAUGGUCUUGGCAUCAGAAGAUCUUGGAUACCAACUCUAUGAUGUUUCUGGUGAAGGGAGUCCUAUGAUUUCUACAGAAGAUCUGAAAGAAUGUUUGAAGAAACAACUAGAGUUCUGUUUCUCUCGGGAGAAUCUAUCCAAGGAUCUUUACUUGAUGUCUCAAAUGGACAGUGAUCAAUUUAUUCCAAUAUGGACAAUUGCCAACAUGGAAGGAAUAAAGAAAUUGACAACAAAUAUGGAUCUUAUUGUGGAAAUACUGAGAUCUUCUCCUAUGGUUCAAGUGGAUGAGCGAGGAGAAAAGGUUAGGCCAAACCACAAGCGCUGCAUUAUUAUUCUCCGUGAGAUUCCUGAAACUACACCUGUAGAGGAGGUAAAGGCACUGUUCAAAAAUGAAAGCUGCCCCAAAGUGAUAAGCUGUGAGUUUGCUCACAAUAACAACUGGUAUGUUACAUUCCAGUCAGAUACUGAUGCACAGCAGGCUUUUAAGUACUUACGGGAAGAAGUCAAAACCUUUCAGGGCAAGCCAAUAAUGGCCAGGAUAAAAGCCAUCAACACGUUUUUUGCAAAGAAUGGUUACCGGGUAGUGGAUUCCAGUGUGUAUGCUCAGCCUGUCCAAACACAAGCACAGUUUGCCUCACCACUGUUUAUGCAGCCUGUAUAUAGUCCUCAGCAGUACUCCAUCUACAGUAUUGUGCCUCAGACAUGGUCUCCAAACCCUGCACCUUAUUUUGAAACACCACUGGCUCCCUUUCCCAAUGGUGGAUUUGUGAACGGCUUCAGUUCACCGGGAUCAUACAAGACAAAUGCUGCUGCGUUGAGUUUAGGUCGCACAUUCCAUAGAAAUCGUGUGAAGACGCAUUUCCGGUUGUCAAGUAGCUCUGAACACACUGCAGAAGUAGCAUCCACAGUCACGGCGGUGUCAGGGGAUGGGCAAUUGCACAGAGCCAGCUCAAGGAACUUUCAGACAGAACGGCCAGCAAACACAUUCUCAGGACAUCAAGAGCAAAGCUAUUCACCGAAGGAUUCCCCCAUUUCUCAGAUAGAGCAAAAUGGUGACUAUGGCAGGGGCAGGAGGAACAUUUUCAGAGGUCGGAGGAGACGGGAAGAUGAUAGACUUUCACGACCUCAGCCUUCAACUGAAACCAAGACUUUGACACCAAAGUUUGACUUGCUAACUUCGAAUUUCCCUCCCUUGCCUGGUAGCAUGAUAAAAACCCAAGGAGACGCUGUCCUGGAGGGUAGGAUGUCAGACAUUGUUAAAGGAAUAAGCAAAGAAAAGGAAAACAAAGAGUUACCAGUCAGUUGUCUAGCAUCUACUCAGGAAGAGCAGGGCCAAAGUACUACACAACCUGUCAUAAGCGCUGGUUCUCCCAAUGGGAUUGAUGUUCCUGGAUUAAGUGCCACUCAGCCCGAUAAGAAGCCAGAAGAGGUCCAUGUGCAGAAAGAGGUUGCAAGCCAGACUUCCCCACCUUCAUCUGUGUGCCCUCUCAGUGCUGUAAAGCCAGUGAGAACUAACACCACUUCAUCUACAACCAAUGCAAACCCAAUGCCUCCUGUGACGGUACAGGAACCCCGCAAACUCAGUUAUGCUGAAGUCUGCCAGAGACCCCCAAAAGAACCUGCUUCUGCUCCUGUCCAGCCGCUUAGAGAGCUGCGUACCAAUGUAACCUCUCCUGCCAAAACAGAAGAAAAUGGCACCCAUGAAAAGGCUGGAGAGAAGGCACAUGAAAAACCGGAAGGGCGGAUAAAAGACUUUGCUGUUUUCCGAGGCAACGGGCCUCCUAAGGGAGCUGCAGGGAAAAUCAGGGAACAGAGGCGCCAGUGUGUACGUAGGUCUUCUCCUCAGGGAGCGCCUCGGCGUGUUGGCAAGGAACAGUAUGUGCCACCACGAUCACCAAAGGAAAACUGAUCAAACUUUUUAUUUAAUCAGAACUAUAGACUCAAGCAGCUGAGGAGAAACUGGCCAGCUGAAAGAGGGAGAGAAAUAUGGAAAAAGUGGAUACUGAACUCAAGAGCACAGGGUUUGCAGUGUGAGAGCUUGAAGAGGUCCCAAUAUUCAUCUCUAAGUGAUGUUAAAAUGCUGGAGGAAUUGAAUCAAUAUAAAUAUGCUAAAGAUUAUAAUUUUUGUAUUUUUUUUGUUUUUAAUUUGCAGCGGGUUUCCUGCCUGAUGAAAUAGAUUCUGAAGUUGAGGAACAAAUACACACCUUAUCAUGUUUCUCACAUGUAGAGAAGAGGGGGCAAAAGAAUAUUUUUUUUGUGGGGGGGAGAGGCAUUUCUGUAAAAGUUAUAAAUUACUUUUUAAAAUCUAUUUAAUGUAUGGCUUGUUAGGAUGACAUGUAUGCCAUUAAUGGCCUUGCAUUACAAAUCAGCCCCCAAACUGACAUGCUUGGUCAGUAUGAAUGAGUGUAGCCACAUACUUGUUAUGUCAUGAUUUAGUCACUGAUGAUAAUCGAAUGUACUACUGUAGUAUUUUGUGUUCUGGAAAUGUAGUCUUUGACCUUGCUAUUUCGGUCAAGUUUUAAAACUAUAUGAUUUUACUUUUGGAGUAUAUGAACAGCAAGAUUAGUAAACAAGAAUAGCGGGCAAGGUUUUAAUUUGUUCUUGCUUUCCCUCUAAUUAGGGACUGUGUUUUUUAUUUUUCCUCACUGCUUUAGUGUGUUCUCUAAUCUUUAUUACAGAAUUAUGCACAUCUAGCUGGAAUGAGUAGUUCCAGUACUGUUGCAAGUCUAAUACAGGAAAAGUAAAAGCUGCACAGUCAACAUUGCUUGGUAUCUCAUUAAUGAAUCUGGACUUUGAACGCUUGAAUAUACUGAAUUCUGUAGAAGUGUGGCAAGACAUUUGAGGCCUGACUUGGUUAUAAUUCACAGAGCAGCCUGCUUAGAGUGGCUUGCAUUUGUGUAUUGAAAAGCUCUUUUUACUCAAAGGCACUUCAUACGAUACUGGAAAUCAGGUUUUCUUUAGCAGGGAGACUUUUUUUAAACAACCAGCUUGGUAACCAGUAGAUUUCCCCAUUUAUUAGUUACUAGAGCCAUGAAAAGUCUUAAGUUUGGAAAAUAUAUUGAAGACUUUUACAUAGCGUUACGUUAACUAAAUUAACAACAUCAUUGUGUAACAAAGCGAUCUGGUUUUCAAGCUGGUAAUUGUAGUAAGUAAGAGAAGGAAUAGUAAAACUGCAACAUGUUAAUCUGCCAAAAUCCACAUGCUAGGGUUCAAGGUUCUGUAUUAAAGUGUUAGGGGAAAGUAUCUUGCAACAACAAAGUGUACCUGUUUCUUUAGUUAAUAGCAAAUAUACAAACCUAAAUUUGUUAGUUGUGAACACUGGAAAACUCCAUUGCGAGAUACCACAACCAUCUUAGUUUGUACAUGUUAGCGAUGACUUUAAAAUGUCAGUGGCAGAUAAAUAAUUAACUGUGAAAAUGUUCAUCUUCUGAUUUCUUAGCCAGUUAACCCUUGGCAAUUUCUUACUUGGUAGACAUUCUCUAUCGAUGGCUUUGAGAACAUUCAUAUCUAUUUUUAUAAGUAUAUAUAUGAAAGUCAGAUUUGUCAUUUCUCUAACUUAUUAUUCAGCUUGGCAAUCACUGUUUUGAUUUGAUUGAGAAGUGUAUAUGUACUUAUGCAGUUGAUAUUCCUUUCCUACACAUGUUAAUAAUCAUUACUCAUUUUAAACCACCUGUGCUGGGUUUGACAGUCUUUACAUUUACACAAAUCAUUGAUCACACCUGUUAUCACACGCACGCACACUUUGGUUUCCUCAUAAUCCUAUAUUGGAUUGACAUAACCCACAAAGGUGAAAAUAUUUAAAUUAUAAAGAACUUCUCAAAAUGUGUGGAAGACUACUUCAGAAAUAUUUUUUUUAAGAUCAUAAGUCUAAUUACUGCACUUCAAAUGAGAAAAGUUGAAAAACCUGUUGAACAGCUACAGAUAUACUUAGGGUAGAUGUGCACUGUGUCAUUUCAAAUUGUGUAUUUGUAUUAUGAUAGCUGUAUGGAGUUCUCAAAGAGAAAUGUUGCAAUUCAGAAAGAACUGAAGUAGUAGUUAUUUGGGAAGUGGCUAUUGAAAAUUAGUAACUCGGCAAUGCGAGUGUGUGAAAUCUAACCCUGUUUGGUUGGAAUCUUGAAUUCAAAAGCAGAACAAUUUAAAAGAAAACGCUUGUCUUUAUGGGAUGUUAAAACAAGUACAGCUCACAGUCCUUUUGUGAGACAAAAAACUUGACAUCUGGAAGGGAUGUAUUGUACAUCCUGGAUGUAUGUAUGUAUGUGUGUGCUUUUCCCACAGCGGGUUAUGGCUCUUGUGCAAUGUAUCUGUAUAAGUGUGUAAAAACAGUUUUUUCCAAUGUGAAAUUACUAGCCUAGAAGGCUCACUAUAACUGAAGUAUUUGAUAACUAUUUGCAGUUAACAGAGCAUCCUCUUCUUCUCCCCCCACCCCAGUCUGUUACCAUAGAUGUCUAAACUUCUAGGUUUAGAGGUAAUAACCAAGUAAAUAUAACUGCUACAAAGAAAAAGAACAAAGUUGUAGGCUGUUAACUUUUCUGGCAGUUAAUGCAUGGUUAGGAACAUAUCUGGGCUAGCUGUUGCUCUUGCUCAUUCUCAGGCAAUGUCUUGAGUCUACAUCAGUCAGUCUUCCCACUUUACUCUGGAAACAAAGAAAAGGUCUUGGGAACUAGCUUCACUGUUAGGGCAAUUUCACUGUCUUACUGUUAGAAUGUGCAACUUGGUGGUUUUCUGUGUAGCUUUCCAUUAAAGUGUCAAUGGGCAAAUCAUUCCUAGAUGGACAGUUGAGGCACUUCUGAAUUGUUGCCCACUGUCUGCCUGAAAUGGCAUCGGAUGAAUGUAAAAAAUAUAUACCAGUAUAGUUUGUAUUAAGUAAACUUAACCAAAAAUAUAAUUUUCAUAGCAAAUAUUGGAUCAGUAGAAAUGAGGUUGCUGUUUGUGUUCAUAGCAUCAGUGUCAGAACUGUCAACCAAGCCCUGAUUACCUUUCUCCUGAACAAAUGGUAGUUGGACACACAUGCCUUCUGUCCUUGAAAGUCUAACAACUAUGCCCAAGAAGGCAAAAGACCACAAGUGGCUUUCAGCUUCUUAAACUGUCACUUGCAGGUAAUCUAUUGUGAGUUUUUUCUUGGUUAGCCGGAAGUCUGAGUGUUUCUCCCCUUCCAAGUUCUUAAGCAUUGUUGAAGAACUCUGGGCCUCAGUUUUCUGCUUCUGCUGUGGAAAUGAAAAAGGGGAGACCGUCUUUCUGCAUGGGUUUUACAUACCUGCUUGCUAUCUCUUUCUUUGUUGUUGGCUUGGCAAUGUGGUGCAGUACUAGCAGCAGGUUUUUUAAAACCCAUCUUAUUGACCAGAAGAAGACAAAGAUGAAACUGGGGCAGAUCAGUAGCAAUUAAGUGACUCAAGCAAUGCUUUACUGUAGUUUAAAUAGCUAUGGCCUUACUACUUUGUCAAUAUCAACUAAAUGUCUAAAUAUAUCCACUCUUUUUAUUGUUACUCAAGUGAAUAUUCACAUGGGAUAAAAAUCUGCUACAUGUGUACAGAUUAUUUUAAAUUUGUAAAAUGCAGCAUUGUAUACAGACAAGAUGCAACAGAAAUGCACUUCAGGGUGGGGAUUGCUUAAACUUUUGUAAGUUAAUUACAACAAAUAUGCAAUAGGUUUUUCCUUUAACUUUUGAUAUUUCCUUCUGAAACACAAGAUUGUUUCCAUUGAACUUUAAUGGUCUAAUGUGCGUGCAUGCAUGUGAGAGAGAGAGAAUGAUUAGACAUUACAUAGUGUGGGCUUCCCUUAGGAUGGGGCAUUUGAGUUUUUUGUGGGGGUGGGUGGGUGGGCAGAGGUGUUGAUUGGAAUGUCAGCCCAGACAAAGAUGAAAUAGAUCAGAUGAGCAUAUUAAUGUACACUUGAGGAUUUGAAAUGGGAGCUAAUGAAACAGCUUACUUCUGAAAAAUCAGUCUUCAAACUAAUCUGCAACAACUUUAACAAUUUUAUAUUCAAUAGCUAGAGAUGUUUAUUUUUAUGGAGAUUGAGUGAUAGAUUAAAUUUCCCCCUUGAAGAUAUUUCAAAUGUUAAUGGUGAGUGUGGAAAAUGGCUUCUGUUUUUAAUAAGUCAAACUAUUAGACUAUGACUUUUCCCAGACAAGUUUUGACUUCUUGUGUGAUGCUUAUAAGUCUUGCUUUUCAAAUAACAGGGCUUCUAUGGGGGGGAAAGGAACUUUUUGGCUUCUCUAUUUUGUCAGUUUGGUUUAUUCCUGUUGUCAAAGCUGUCUAAAACAACAUUGUGUGAAGUAGGCUCAUGCUUAAUUGUUAAAAUUAUACAUGUAUUUCUAUUUGUUUUUGACAUUGCCAAGGUGCUAUGGGAAACUGAAAUAACCAUUAGAAGGAAAUAAUAAAAUCCACCUUAAAAAGA
This is a messenger RNA of Hemicordylus capensis (graceful crag lizard), 7107 nucleotides long. It is a transcript of the gene LARP4, whose product is annotated as La ribonucleoprotein 4. NCBI's taxonomy places the organism in Eukaryota, Metazoa, Chordata, Lepidosauria, Squamata, Cordylidae. The record is from RefSeq and is a predicted model, not a curated record. Gene Ontology annotation, biological process: positive regulation of translation. The coding region runs from base 380 to 2623 and encodes 747 amino acids. The transcript has 17 exons. Gene Ontology annotation, molecular function: mRNA 3'-UTR binding. Gene Ontology annotation, cellular component: cytoplasmic stress granule; cytosol.